AUUAUGCGCGCUCCUGGUCGAAACGGAGAAGACUGAGAGAAGUGAAAAAGCGCAAAUAUUUAGCUGUCUGUAAAUUAGUACAUCGUUGAGCAAUAACUAGCUACACAAUGUCUGAAGAAAAGCCAAAGGAAGGAGUGAAGACUGAAAACGACCACAUCAACCUAAAAGUUGCAGGUCAAGAUGGGUCAGUAGUCCAAUUCAAAAUUAAAAGGCACACUCCGCUCAGCAAGCUGAUGAAGGCAUACUGCGAAAGACAGGGUUUGUCAAUUAGACAGAUAAGGUUUAGGUUUGACGGACAGCCGAUUAACGAGACUGACACACCUGCACAGCUUGAGAUGGAAGAUGAGGAUACUAUUGAUGUAUUUCAACAACAGACUGGCGGCUCCUCCCUCUCUGAGGCUCCUCCUCCCUCUCUGAGGCUCCUCCUCCCUCUCUGAGGCUCCUCCUCCCUCUCUGAGGACAGAUACACUUGAAGAGCAGCAUCACUCAAAACAUAUUUUUUUUUAAAUAAUCGUUCAGCGUUAUAAAUAUAUUUUUUGUUUGAUCGAUCCGCUUCCCCCCCAAGCCCUAAAAUGUUGUGAGGGGAGGCAGGGUUCUGUUUACAAUGGAAAACCAUGGCGUUAAGAAAGACGGACUGUUAAAUGGGUUACAUUCACAUUCUCUACCCACUCGUUCAAUCCCCCUUCAUGCUUUUUAAAGCAUUGCAUUGGUGCAGCAUGACUAAAGGGAGAUUCCACCACCAUACUCCUCACACCAUUCCAUUUAAAUGCCUGAGAUUGAGUGAACGAGUGUGGGGUAGUGAAUUGGGACGUAGCCAUGGUCCUAUUUGUCAUGAUCACAAGCUGGAUUUUCAUGCCACCGAUCCAUUUCUUGUUUAUAUUCACAACGAGGAUGAACUAGAACUGUUUUUGAGAAUAUGUAUUUGUUUCACACACAGGACUAAGGUGAUGUGGGGGGGGGGAUCCAACUGUCAUUCAGACUCUGCCCCUAAUGGCACCCUAUUCCCUUUAAAGUGCACUACUUUUUGACCAAUAGUAGUGCACUAUAUAGUGAAUAGGGUGCCACGGCCCAUAGGGCUCUGGUCAAAAGGAGUGCACUAUAUAGUGAAUAGGGCGCAAUUUGGGAUGCGCCUCAAUCUACCACAGGUUGAGGUAACACAAGGUCCAUUAGUGAUGAGGUAACACAAGGUCCACUAGUGAUGAGGUAACACAAGGUCCUCGAGUG
Salvelinus sp. IW2-2015 is the source of this 1224-nucleotide messenger RNA. RefSeq names its product small ubiquitin-related modifier 3. Gene Ontology annotation, molecular function: protein tag activity; ubiquitin-like protein ligase binding. Gene Ontology annotation, biological process: protein sumoylation. The record is from RefSeq and is a predicted model, not a curated record. Lineage: Eukaryota; Metazoa; Chordata; Actinopteri; Salmoniformes; Salmonidae. Gene Ontology annotation, cellular component: nucleus.